UGGACUUGAUGAUCUCAGAGGUCCCUUCCAACCCAGCUGAUUCUAUGAUUCUAUGAUUUCUUUUCCUUUGGGGGUAAUAUGAAAGCCAGACUGCAGAGGCUGCUAGAGAUUGUGUAGGCUAUAAGGAGUGUUCUCUGCAGCAAUGAGUUCACACACUGUGAACCUCGUUCAGCAGGAAUGAUUUUUUUUUUUUAAUGUUAGGGUAUUGCAUUGCAGGAAAUGUAAGUCCAGUUGAUCUGUGUACACUGAUGAAGCGUUUCUGUUCCAGGUCUGUCUCUGAAGAUCUGGGUUGCAGACGUGGAGACUUUAGCAGAAAGCAUUAUGGAUCUGUGGAGCUCCUUAUAUCUAGUGAUGCUGAUGGAGCCAUUCAAAGAGCUGGGCGGUUCCGUGUGGAAAACGGCUCCUCUGAUGAGAAUACAGACUACACACCGGGUACAUGGCACAGAACAGAUGUGCAUUUGGAAAACCCAGAGUAUCAUACAAGAUGGUAUUUCAAAUAUUUUUUAGGGAAAGUUCAUCAGAAUUAUAUAGGUACAGAUGCAGAGAAGAACCCUUUCUUUCUGUCUGUUGUACUGUCUGACCAAAAUAAUCAGCGCAUUCCUCAAUAUCAUUCAAUACUUUGGAGAAAAACAGGUACUCAGAAAAUAUGUCUCCCUUAUAGUCCCACAAAAACAUUAUCAGUGAAAUCUAUAUUAAGUGCUAUGAGUCUUGAUAAAUUUGAGAAGAGCCCAAGGGAAAUUUUUCAUCCUGAGAUACAAAAGGAUUUAUUGGUUCUUGAAGAGCAAGAGGGAUCUGUGAAUUUUAAAUUUGGAGUCCUUUAUGCUAAGGAUGGUCAGCUAACAGAUGAUGAAAUGUUCAGUAAUGAAACUGGAAGUGAAAGCUUUCAAAGAUUUUUGCAUCUCUUGGGUGACACAGUUACUUUGAAAGGCUGGACAGGCUAUAGAGGAGGACUGGACACUAAAAAUGAUACAACAGGAACCUGUUCCAUCUAUACAAUUUUUCAAGGGCACGAAAUUAUGUUCCAUGUUUCAACUAUGCUACCAUAUUCUAGAGAGAACAAGCAGCAGGUAGAAAGGAAGCGACAUAUUGGAAAUGACAUUGUCACUAUAGUAUUUCAGGAAGGUGAAGAGUCUUCUGCAGCAUUCAAGCCAUCCAUGAUUCGCUCUCAUUUUACACAUAUUUUUGCUUUAGUGAGAUACAAUAAGCAGAAUGAUAGUUACAGGCUGAAAAUAUUUUCAGAAGAAAGUGUUCCUCUCUUUGGGCCUCCCCUUCCGUCCCCACCUGUGUUUACAAAUCACCAGGAAUUCAGGGAUUUUGUGUUGGUGAAACUAAUAAAUGGGGAAAAAGCCACCUUGGAAACACCAACGUUUUCUCAGAAACGUCAACGCACUCUAGACAUGCUGAUCCGCUCUUUAUACCAAGACAUGAUGCCUGAUCUACACAGGGUAAAUAACAUGCUCAAUAGAAGGUCCUUCAGUGAUGUGUUACCAGAGUCCCCAAAAUCAACACGGAAGAAAGAGGAAGCUCGACAAGCAGAGUUUGUUCGGCUCGGUCAGGCACUGAAAUUGAAAACCACUAUGAAAGGGGAUACCACAGCUAACUUGGCAACCACAAGCUUUUGUAAAAAGGAGCCUUGGGAAUCUCAAUCUUUCUGCAGUAAUUUUCCUCAUGAGGUUGUCUGUGCAGAUUCUUGGGGCCAGUCCUUGCUGGUUUCUACAGAUGCUGGCAUCUUGUUAAUAGAUGAUGGUCAACCGUCAGUGCAAGUAUUUGAUAAAACUCUCCAGAUAAAGCAGAUGCAUGUUUUGGAAGCUCUGGAUCUUUUGAUUGCCCGAACAGACAAAGGGAAGGACUCUCGUCUCCUCGUCUUCAGACUCAGUGCUGUCCAAAAAGAUAUAGAGACAAAGCAAAUUAUAAGAAGCAAAUACGACUGCAGAGAAAAUAAACUAGAGAGAACAAAAGGCUGCCAUUUGUAUGCCAUAAAUACUCACCACGGAAGUGAACUGAGGAUUGUUGUGGCUAUUCGAAACAAACUACUUCUUGUCACAAAGAAAUAUAAUCCACACCACAGUUUAACCAGCAGCUCUGUGCUCUCAUCACCUGAAUCUCCAGUAGAGGAGUUCCAGUACAUCCGGGAAAUAUGCCUUUCUGACCCUCCAGUGGUUAUGACGCUGGUGGAUGGACCUACUGGAGAGAGUGACAAUAUGAUCUGUGUAGCGUAUCGGCACCAGUUUGACUUAGUCAAUGAGAGCACGGGGGAGUCCUACAGACUGCAUCAUGUUGAAACAAAUAAAGUUAAUUUUGUUGCGGCUAUUGAUGUAUAUGAAGAUGGCGAAGCUGGUCUACUGUUGUGUUAUAACUAUGUUUGCCAAUACAGAAAGGUAUAUCCUUUCAGUGGAGGUUCUCCGCUGAUCCAGCCAUCAGCUUAUGACUUCCACUUCAGCUGGAAUCAAGUUCCUUAUGCUGUUGUCUGUGCUUUCCCUUAUAUCCUUGCUUUCACUACUGAUUCCAUUGAGAUCCGAUUAGUGGUGAAUGGGAACUUAGUCCACACAGCAGUUGUGCCUGAGCUUCAACUUGUAGCAUCAAGGUCAGACAUUUAUUUUAAAGCAACUGCUGCAGUAAGUGGAUCAUCAGACAGCAGCUCUAAGGAAAUGAGUUCAAAGAGUUGUCCUCAAACACCGACAGCUUACGAAAAGCCAGAAUGUCCUCUUUCUUCUCUAGAAGGUGAAGUUCCAUGCAGAAACCUGUACAAAAUUCCUCUCAGCAAUCUGGUUGGGCGAAGCAUUGAACGACCUCUGAAGUCACCUUUGGCUCCCAAGGUCAUCGCUACUACAACAUCCAGUGGCAUUGCCUCACUUCCAGUUACACACUCACUGUCCUUAUCUCGUAUGGAAAUUAAAGAAAUUGCAAGCAGAACACGUAAAGAAUUGCUGGGCCUUUUGGAUGAGCCUAUACCCAAGACAGAAAGCGCACAGAAGCACAAAAAGGUUCCUCGAAGACAGUCAGACCCCAAGCAGGGAGCAGUAAGAUCGACUAGUAGUGACAGGAUAAUCUCAAGCUCUUUUGAAAGCUAUUCUGAAAGACGUCAUCUUUCCACUAGUUCAGAUCCUGAUACUUUAGCACACAGGGAGGGGAGCUCACCAUCUAGCUAUCCAUUUCAGCUGAUUUCUUUAUAUGAUGAAGACAUCAUUGACUUGAAAUGAAGACAGUCAUAAAACCUUUGUUCCUUACUUCACAUUUUCUUACAACUCUGUGAGCUCUAUGGGAAUGUCACAAACACUGCUUCUGGUGGUAAAAUGCAGCUGGAAGUACUGGUGAUAAAUCUUUAUAGAACCCAUGUUGUUCUGGCUAGCACAGCCUGAUUUGGUGAUGCUUAUAUCUUUGACAUAGGUAUGUUUUCUCAGUUAACGAACCAUUACUUUUUGUGGCAUUCUAACAAGUAGGUAAUCAAUGAUAGAUUUAGGCUGAAACUGAAGUAAAUGAGAAGUAUUACUUGUUCUGAGCUUCUUAUACUUUGAAGUACCUGAAUGAUAGGCAGGAAAGUUAAUUGCUGUUGUGACUAUCAUGAGUUGUUUUACAACAGUGUAUGCCAUGUAAAAAGAGGAAUUUUAUAAUAUAAAUCAAUGCUUUUGGUUUUUCAGUCUUAAACAAAACAACAACAAAAAAAAAGAGGCUUGCAGGCAAGGUCAUUUCAAACAAUGCAGUCAGUCUUUGAAAUGAUGCAGCUCUGGUAUGUUCACUGAAUAAUCAGGUAAGAUAUGAAGAUACUGCUUUCUUUGCUUUGGCUUGUCCAUGCACAUUGUUUAGAGAAACUUGAAAACUGUUUUGGCAUUAAGAAUCCUUGAGCAGAGAAACUUUUUAUAGAAAACACAAGCUUUCAAACUAUUUCUUAAGAAUUGGAAGUAAAAAACCCCUAAAAACCCCACAAACAAACAAGCAUAAAAACCCCAAAUCAAAACCCCAAUCCAUCUACUGGAAAAUUUUUAUUGUAGUGCAUCUGCAGAUUUUUCCAUUACAGGCAGAAGAGCCAACCCCGAUUGUUUUGACUACACAAAGAUUCCUGUGCAGGCAUCAGUGUUAGCUGAUGUCUGCACUAGCACCAACAGUGUAAGUCAUUGUUCCAGACAGUUGUAUUUUUCUAACUGGAUGGAGACUGAAAUUUCACUGAUAAUAAGCUAGUUUUCUAUGAUGAAAUAGUCAUCUUGGCUUUUAUGUUUUAUAUUGGUUUUAUAUUGAAAAGUUGAUUUCUUUUUUUUUUUUAACCCUUUCCUCUAGAACCCCUUUGCAAGGGGUUUGUUUUGCUUGGUUUUGGUUUUUUUCAUGAAAGCAUAAAGCUUCCAACCUUUUUAUACAUGAAGUUUUUAGCUUUAUUAGCAAGUAUUUCUUGUUAUUUAUGUAGAAAUACUCCCGUAUCCUUGAUUUUAUUUCACAGUACCAUUCACAUGUCAUGAUUUCACUUUCUGUUCAAGUAUGGUCAUCUGGAGAUGUGUGCCUUUUUCUGCCGUCUGUCUGAAUGUAAAACUGCUUUUGCAAAGUACUUUUUUCUCAGUUUAUUGUAUAUAAUGGCUGAACUGCUCCACCUAAGAAAAUAUCUAAGGCCUUAUCUGGAAGCAUCAUUUCUUACUCUCAACUGGAGUGGCUAAUCAAGAGAAGAAGCAAUAUUUUCAACAGUAAUUAGUCUAGGAGCAAAAGGCUAUUAUUAUUUCAGUGGGUUUUGCACUCAUAGAUAUGUGGGGUGAGCCUUAAUAAGCAUCUAAAAGGAAGUACCAGAGCAAAGUCUUUGCAAGAGCUUGUAAUUCUUUUUUGAGAAUGUUAUUUCCAGAGACUGUAUUAAUUUACCCUAUCCUUAUUUAUGUGGGCAGCUAAGGUUUAAAAAAUCAAUCUGAAAGUAUCACGUGGUGCUUAUUCUCCCGGAAGCUGUAAACACUUCUGUACUGAAUCCACUUCCAGGGACACUGCUAGCACUUAGGUAUUUUCAGAAAGCAAAAGAACCACAUUUUCCCAAUAAAAUUUCUCAACGUAGUAUUUAA
Messenger RNA from Neopelma chrysocephalum (saffron-crested tyrant-manakin), 5027 nucleotides. RefSeq names its product GTPase activating Rap/RanGAP domain like 3 (gene GARNL3). Gene Ontology annotation, cellular component: cytoplasm. The transcript is spliced from 28 exons. Bases 195 to 3200 code for a protein of 1001 amino acids. The record is from RefSeq and is a predicted model, not a curated record. NCBI's taxonomy places the organism in Eukaryota, Metazoa, Chordata, Aves, Passeriformes, Pipridae. Gene Ontology annotation, biological process: regulation of small GTPase mediated signal transduction; activation of GTPase activity. Gene Ontology annotation, molecular function: GTPase activator activity.